AUGGCGCCGCAGAUCCCGGACGAAACGCUGUCCAAAGUGCUCGAAAAAAUCCAACUGCAGGUCUACCAGACAAACCAGCAGCUGGCCGCGCUCAAGGCGCAGAUCGCUGCUCGCGAAAGGGAGGCCAAACUCAACACGCUGACGUUGAGCGAGCUGCAGGCGAUCCAAGACCCGCAGGCACCGUUCUACAAGUCGGUUGGUAAGAUGUUCAUCCAAGAAUCACAACCAGCAGUCCUCUCGGAACUCACAGCCAAACAGAACGCCAUCACCACCGACAUCGAGGCCCUCAACAAGAAGCAAAAAUACCUCACAAAACAAGGCCAGGACGCACAGGCACACCUCAAGGACAUCUUCAGCAGCGUCAACCGCCAGCAGCAACAGCAAGCCUGA
This is a messenger RNA of Sporisorium graminicola, 390 nucleotides long. RefSeq lists its product as uncharacterized. The transcript is spliced from 3 exons. Gene Ontology annotation, molecular function: protein folding chaperone. Gene Ontology annotation, biological process: protein folding. Gene Ontology annotation, cellular component: cytoplasm; prefoldin complex. NCBI's taxonomy places the organism in Eukaryota, Fungi, Basidiomycota, Ustilaginomycetes, Ustilaginales, Ustilaginaceae. The coding region runs from base 1 to 390 and encodes 129 amino acids. The record is from RefSeq and is a predicted model, not a curated record.